This is a messenger RNA of Staurois parvus, 299 nucleotides long. NCBI's taxonomy places the organism in Eukaryota, Metazoa, Chordata, Amphibia, Anura, Ranidae. The record is from the annotation of a GenBank genome assembly.
CAGAAAGAACAGUAAAAAUGCAGGCAGUGCACAGGACAAAGCACUCGGGACAAAAAAUUGAAUUUAAUGAAUGUCACGUUUUGUCAAAUUUCCCGCCGUUCCUCCCUCGUAUGUCCUAAUGCUCGCAGGGGACGGAAACCAGAUGACAGAUGCCGGCAUCCGCCGAAGGACAUUACAGGGGACACUGCCGGGGGGACAUCGCGGGAACGCAGGGACAAGGUAAGUGAUCGAGGGAUCUCGGAGCAGCGCCGCAUGGUAAGCCCGAGUGUAGCUCGGGGUUACCGCUUGUGGUACUGAAA